UAACUUUCGAUAUAGAAUGAAAUCCUACAAAUAUAAACGUUCUAACGGAUGUUUAGUUCUUUUAAAUAAAGGAAAUAUUAAAUAUACCUAUAUACGGUAUACAAUGAGAAAAUAAUGUAACCUGGCAUAAGAUAUAUAGACUAGGGUGAGAGUGUAGGCCCGGGUAGUGGACACAAUAAGAUAUGUGUAGGACCUUGGUAUCGAUCAUUGUGGCUUAUCUACACACGGCGGGCGACGAUCAAUAAGGGAAGGUAAUAGUAAAUAGAGCGUUAUUUGUAUACACAGAACUUCCGACCAGACAAAUCCGCAGACGGUCUUACAUACAUGAUAUAGUCAAUUUUGGUCAGGUGAGAAGAUCACUCUCGCUCAGGUGUGUUUUAAAGAUUAACUUCUGUGUGACAGGGAUUCUGAUAAAAGGUUACGUUGGAUGACACUACAUCAACAUGUCCGCAGAGAAACAAUUGACCAUGCAGGCGUUAAUGGAUCACGACAGAGUCCAGCCAAAGUUCAAGGCCACCAAAGGUCCAGCAACACACACGUCAUCAAUCAAAGAUAAGAAAGAGGAGGGAGAAGAAAGACGCCCUCGACUCACCUCGACAAGUGAAUCACAGAAAUCAGUCCAAACACCCAAGCCGACUGGAAUGAACUUUUUCAAACUAGUCGCUGCAACAAGAGCAUGGCAAAGAUUGGCAAAGAAAAAGGCAGCACAAAAUGCUAUCGCAAAGCCGGCCAUACAAUACGAGAAUACCUACAGACUGGAGCCUACGGAUGGAGCAAAAUUCAUACCAUCAAAAGUAGAAAAUGUGAUAAAAGACAUCUUAGAAGCCCGACUUCGUGACUUUAAGUACCGUGCAAUGUUUGUGAAAAACUUGACAACCGAUCUAUCUAACGUAAUAAACCAGAGAGUGAAGGCCUUGGGUUUCCCACGCUAUAAAUUUGUUUGUAACGUGGUGAUUAUGGAAAAUAAACACCAAGGAGUGGAAGUCGCGAGCAGGUGUGUUUGGAACCCCAGUACCGACAACUUCGCCACCCACACUUACAGGAAUGCGACAACAAUUGCGACUGCGCAUGUGUACGGAGUUUACUUUGAAUAAGCAUUUAUGAUAAAUAGUUAACUCUCACUCAUAUCCAGCCACCGAUAAUUAGGAUAAGGAAUACAUUUGGCAACAUAUUUACGAUGUUGUGCUGAUUGCAUUGUUAUUUAUUGUACUGAAAGACCUCUUUUGAAAGCAUUUGUUUUAAAUUACUAAGAAAAAAAAUCAAUUAUAUAUCUUUAAAUAAUAAAAUGCCAAAAGUUGCUUUUAAAUAAGUGUAUUUGAAACGAUGUGUACGAUUUAUUAAAUCAUGCUGUAUCAGGCAAGUUUAAUUUGAAACCUGUCAAGCUACACUGUUUUUAAAGUAUCAAAACGACCAACACAAAGGUUCUACGCCAUUUUUUAAAAAGAGCCAAAAAUCUUAAGAUGCCCUUCUCUAUACUCCAAAAGACAUUAUGCAAGAAUAUUGGACGCUUUUAAUAGUGUAGUAUGUUUCCUGUGAUAUAUACCAGAGCUCCUGUAUACAAAGUCAUUAUAAAUUGACCACAGCGAAAUGUAAAACUUUAGUCAAUUUAUUUUGUAUAUAAAACAUUUUCUUUAGAUAUAAAGUGUAUAGAGUCCUGGUCCUAGAGAUGUAUAUUGGUUUAUAAUUGGUUUUGCAGAUUUGCGCGGUUUGGAGAUUAAUUUAAGCAAUAUGUGGACUGUUAUCAUCUGCCUAGCCGUCCCUUGGGGUUUCUUUCUAAUAAUCCUUAAAGCAAGCUAAAACAUUUCAAUUUAGAUUAAAAUAAAGUUUUAAUUUUAUCUGGUUUUGAGAUGUUCCCCAGUGACUACAUGCAUCUCUUCCGGCUGUCGUUUCUAAGGAAGCGAUGAAAUUUUAGUUUUUGCAUGCUUGGUCAAUAGUAUGGGUAUCCAUGGGUAUAAAAAGUGCAUUACCUGUCAAACCGGUUAUCAUUCUACAAUUGAACGUCCUGUAAUUCAAUACACUGUGCACCCUGAUCGGCAACCGAUAUCAAACAUCAAACGCACUUACCUGAAGACUUCGAAACGCUGGUGUUACUUAUCGCACAUUCAAGAAGCAUUGUGUAUCCAAAUUUAAGCCAUAUCACUGAAAAUAUUCCAAUAAAUGAAUGAGUGAAACCAACUUGGAGAAUGUGACGAACAGAAUGUCUCAUCUCGUAGAUGUUAUUGUCCAGUGGGAGGUGACAAGCUAAUCUUUCCUGGCUAAAAUGAGAGACACACUAAAGGAUUAUGUGAUCUUGGAAAGUAUCUGAUAGCGGCAAAUAAGCGCCGAUCAGAUAUAUGACAGUUUGUAUGUGUGUAUUGUUCAUUCUCCUGUGACCACAGGGGCGAAACAAACGAGUUUUCAAUGUGUAAGCCCAAUAAUAAAAUUUGCUGCCGAAAGCAACACACCGAAGCGCGCAGCGCGAGGAUGGGGAGGGUAUGGGAGACAGGCGCGUAGCUGUUUUUUUUUCUUAUGUGCAUGCAGAAAGUCGCACCGAAGGUCCGAAUGCGAGCGCCGAAUGCGAACGCCAGAGGCGCAAAGCCAUUCUAGGGGGGUACGGGGGCAUGUCCCCCGGAUUUUUUUUAGAUCUAGAAGCUCUGUCGUGCCAUCUGGUGGCUUUUUAGAAACAUUUUUGAGUGUUUUAAAUUAUUUUACAGACAACAUUUUUUGGUUGAUUCAUUCACUUGGUUAUUGGAAAGCAUCGCAAAAAUUCAAAUGUAUUUCAAAUGCGAAAGAUAGCUCUCCUUUUUUUCUCCGGCAAAAAUGUGUCGAUUGUUGGAAUUACCCGAAAAUAUCCUUUGCGUCAUAUCUCUUUCCUGAUGAAUCUAAAUUAACUAGAUAUUUAAAAUGUCGGAGCCAACAUGAACAGAUUAUUUUCAGAUUUUUUGCUGUUGUGUCCCCCAAACCCUUUUUAUAUCAUCAACAUUUCUCAGAACAUAAGAUGACGGUAGCUCCUAUAUCGAUGUUUAGAUAUAUGUAUACAUAUAUAUCCAGGAGCCCUACUGAAGAUAGACCUUGGACUACUCUUAAAAACAUACUUUAUCAGUUCAUGGCAGGGAAAAAUUAAUGUAUCUAACUACAUGUAUCUAUGAUGUGAAAUUCUCAAUAGGCCUACAUAAUGUCACAGAUUAGCAAAAGCUAGGGGGUCAUACCAUUUCCCAUCGAUGUGGGUCUGGGGGUCUCCCCCAGGAGAAUUUUGUUUUCUAGAACGCCCGAGACGCGUUCUCCCGUGUUCUGGCAUCAGUUUCAAUGGCGCUUUAAAAGCAAGAAAAUAUUAUUUUCCCCUAUUAUUUUACAAAUAUUUUGCUUUUUAAUAUUUUAUAUCAUA
This is a messenger RNA of Mizuhopecten yessoensis (Yesso scallop), 3364 nucleotides long. RefSeq names its product tctex1 domain-containing protein 1-B-like. Gene Ontology annotation, molecular function: dynein intermediate chain binding. The transcript has 3 exons. Gene Ontology annotation, biological process: microtubule-based movement. Gene Ontology annotation, cellular component: cytoplasmic dynein complex; cytoplasm. NCBI's taxonomy places the organism in Eukaryota, Metazoa, Mollusca, Bivalvia, Pectinida, Pectinidae. The record is from RefSeq and is a predicted model, not a curated record. The coding region runs from base 444 to 1094 and encodes 216 amino acids.